AAUCUCAAUAAAAUAGAAGGCGGGAAGACGGAUGAAGCUGCCUGGAUAAAACCUCGAAAACAAGCACGAUGAAACUCCCAAGUCCUAUAUAAAACCUUCUUCAAUCUAUAUUAAUCACACAGAAAAGACAAUAAAGUUGUUAUUUUUUGAACACCCAGAAUCGGAAGAGUUGAUCUAGUGCAGGGGAGAUGGAUCGCUACAGGAUUGGAGUGUUCUUCACCAGGAAGUUUAAGAUCGAUGAUCCAGAGCCGCCACAGGACGUCAAAGAUGAGUUCAACAAGUACGCGGAUGGUGGGGAUGUCAUGACGGCCGAGCAGUUGCAGCGGUUCCUGGUGGAUGUUCAGGGUGAAGCCGGAGCGUCAGUGGCGCAGGCAGAGCAGAUCGUCAAUCAGGCGUUGCAGAAACAGGAUGCAAGUACCGAGUUCGACAAGCACACUCUAACCCUUGAGGAUUUUCAUGAUUACUUAUUCUCUGCGGAACUAAACCCCCCAAUUCGUGAUCAGGUGCAUCAUGACAUGACAGCUCCUUUGUCCCAUUAUUUCAUAUUUACUGGCCACAAUUCAUAUUUGACUGGAAAUCAACUCAGCAGUGACAGCAGCGAUGUCCCAAUCAUAAAGGCACUGAGGAAAGGACUAAGAGUGGUGGAGCUUGACCUAUGGCCUGAUUCAGAUGAAGAUGAAGUUGAAGUUCUACAUGGAAGGACACUGACAACUCCAGUUAAACUCAUUAAAUGUUUGGAAUCUAUUAAAGAGACUGCUUUUGUGGCAUCUUCAUACCCUGUUAUUAUUACUCUUGAAGACCACCUUACUCCAAAUCUUCAGGAUAAAGUUGCAAAGAUGAUUACUCAAACAUUUGGAGACAUGGUGUUUCUUCCUGACUGUGAUUGUUUAAAAGAAUUUCCUUCACCAGAAGAACUGAAGUAUAAGAUUAUCAUAUCAACCAAGCCUCCAAAACAGUACCCUAACGUCACAAGUAUCAAUGAAAAAAGAAACAACUCAAAGGGAAAAAGUUGGUUACUUAGCCCUCGUUUACCAUUGAAAAUCCCAAAAUCUUUCAAACGUGGGAAUGGGGCAUCUCAAAAGGAGCCAUCAAGCCUCCCAUCUGAUCAAGAAGAUGAAGAAAAGAUUAGUGAUGGUGAUACAAGUGAGAGCAGUCAAGAUGAUGAAGAUAAUGAUGCAUCUGACCCUGGUUUCAUACCAUCAAAAGCACCUGAAUACAAGCAUCUCAUUGCCAUUCAGGCCGGCAAAGCAAAGGGUGUGUUAAAGAAUGCACUAAAAGUGGAACCUGAUAAAGUCAAACGCCUUAGUUUAAGUGAACAAAAGCUUGAAAAGUUUACAGAGUCUCAUGGAACACAUGUUGUAAGAUUUACCCAGAAGAAUGUUUUGAGGAUAUACCCAAGGGGUUCUCGCUUUAACUCCUCCAACUACAACCCACUAAUUGGUUGGAAGCAUGGAGCUCAGAUGGUUGCAUUUAACAUGCAGGGCUAUGGCAAGCAUCUUUGGUGGAUGCAAGGGAUGUUUAGAUCCAAUGGAGGGUGUGGUUAUGUUAAAAAGCCUGAGCUUUUGACGGAAGUUGGUCCGGAUGGUCAGGUGUUUGAUCCAAAAGCAAAGUGUUGGAAGAAGAAAACUUUAAAGGUAAAAGUGUACAUGGGGGAAGGGUGGCGUUUGGAUUUUAAACCAACGCACUUUGAUUCAUACUCCCCACCAGAUUUCUACACGAAGGUUGGCAUAGUAGGAGUGCUAGAUGACAAGAAAAUGCACAGAACGGAGACAAAGGAAGACAAGUGGAAUCCUGUUUGGGAUGAAGAAUUUACAUUUGAAUUGACAGUUCCAGAACUGGCUUUGCUUCGAGUAGAAGUCCGUGAGCAUAAUGACAUUGAAAAAUCUGAAUUUGCUGGCCAAACUUGUUUGCCUGUCUCCGAACUAAAACAGGGAAUUCGAGCAGUACCCCUGUAUGAUAAGAAGGGAGACAUGUUCAAAUCUGUAAGACUUCUCAUGCGCUUUGAUUUUGUCUGAGAUUCGUCAUGUUUUCUUCUGUGUAUGUAUCAUUGUAUUUUAGAGUAAUGAACUUCUUUCUUUUACCCACUGACCCUCCCAUUCCCAUCAAUCUUUUACAAGCUUUACAUUUUGAACUCUUACCCUGUCUGUACUACCAUCCCCUUUUUUUUUUUCUUUUUUUUGAUGAUUGAAAUAGGACUCAUUUUCUUCAAAUUAUUUUUUGUUCCCUGUAUUUUUAUGCAUAAAUAUACUUUUUGAAUUUAU
Molecule: messenger RNA, 2261 nt
Organism: Rubroshorea leprosula
Lineage: Eukaryota; Viridiplantae; Streptophyta; Magnoliopsida; Malvales; Dipterocarpaceae
Source: the annotation of a GenBank genome assembly